This is a messenger RNA of Schistosoma rodhaini, 3117 nucleotides long. The record is from the annotation of a GenBank genome assembly. NCBI's taxonomy places the organism in Eukaryota, Metazoa, Platyhelminthes, Trematoda, Strigeidida, Schistosomatidae.
AUGUCUGCUUUUGGUUUAGAUCUUGACGAAUUGACUUCAGCUUUCGAUCCUAAGAAACCGUCUUCUGAGACUUCUGCAGAUACCGGUUCUACACAACCUGGUGACUUCGAAGAAAAAAAGCGAAAAGCAGAAGCCUCACUCAAACCCUUACUGAAAGAAGUAGGGGAAGGUUCUACAGAUGAUUCUCCCAAACGUUCAAAACUAUCUGUUACUGAUACUCUAGAAUUUAAUGCUCCCAGAAUACAAAUACAUAAAAUCAGUUCACCCGAAACAUGUACACACGAGGUCGCUGUUCCUCCGGAUAUUGAAUACAAGCCAAUCAUUAAAGAUUAUGGUUUUCCAGCGAAAACUUUUCCCUUCACGCUUGAUGCAUUUCAGCAACAAGCAAUCAUAUGUAUUGAUAAUAAUCAGUCAGUUCUAUUAUCAGCUCAUACGUCAGCUGGUAAAACUGUUGUGGCUGAAUAUGCAAUCGCAACAGCCCUACGGGAAAAACAACGUGUAAUUUAUACUACUCCUAUUAAAGCGCUUAGCAAUCAGAAGUACAGAGAAUUUUUCGAAGCCUUCCCAGAAGUAGGAUUACUUACAGGUGAUGCUACAAUCAAUCCCAGCGCUAGUGUACUUAUCAUGACCACAGAAAUUCUUCAAUCCAUGUUGUAUAAAGGUGCUUCAAUGGUACGAGAAGUCGGUUGGGUCAUAUUUGACGAAAUUCAUUAUAUGCGUGACCCUGAACGUGGAGUGGUUUGGGAGGAAACCAUAGUGCUUUUACCAGAUAGUGUUCGUUAUGUGUUUCUUAGUGCUACUAUUCCAAAUGCUCGCCAGUUUGCUGAAUGGAUCGCUCACCUUCACCACCAACCAUGUCAUGUUGUUUCAUCUGACUGCCGUCCUGUACCACUACGUCAUUAUCUAUAUCCUGUGGGUAGUGAGGGUUUGUUUCUCGUAUUAGAUGAGGGUAAAUAUUUGGAACAAAAUUUUGAACGAGCUAUGCGCUCGUUUCUUUCGGAUGAAUCAUCAAAUAAAAGGCAAAAGUCACAAGUUGAUUAUAAUAAACGCUCUGAAAAUAAUGUCAUUCAAAUUGUUCGUUUGGUCAAACAUCGCAGUCUGGAACCGAUAAUUGUAUUUAGUUUCAGUAAAAAGGAGUGUGAAAUCUAUGCACUCCAAUUAGCCAAAUUUGAUUUCACUACUGAUGCAGAGAAAAAAGUCGUUGAUGAAGUAUUCCGCAAUGCUAUCGAUGGUCUUUCGCCUGAAGAUCGCUCAUUACCACAAGUUGAGAGUGUCUUACCAUUGCUUAAACGUGGUAUUGGCAUACAUCAUGGUGGUCUUUUGCCUUUAUUAAAGGAAACUAUAGAAAUAUUAUUUUCUGAAAAUUUAAUUAAAUGUCUGUUUGCUACAGAAACAUUUGCCAUGGGUUUAAAUAUGCCUGCGAGAACAGUCCUAUUCACCUCGGCUCGUAAAUAUGAUGGACAGUCUUAUCGUUGGAUAACAUCAGGUGAAUAUAUUCAAAUGUCCGGUCGUGCUGGUCGUCGUGGUAAAGAUGAUAGUGGUACUGUAAUUCUAAUGGUUGAUGAAAGUAUGACCAGUGAAUUGGCUCAUCAAAUUAUGAUGGGUCCACCACCCCCACUGAAUUCAGCUUUUCAUAUCACCUAUAAUAUGCUAUUAAAUUUAUUGCGUGUUGAAGAAAUUAAUCCAGAAUACAUGAUGGAGAGAAGCUUUUGCCAAUUCCAAAAUUUCUCCAGUCUUCCUAACAUGUAUAAAGAAUUGAAUGAAUUACGUGCCACUUAUGCAUCAACUGUUGUUGACGAUGAAGAAUCCGUCGAGUCCUAUCACCAAAUUCAAUUAUGCUUCGAUGAACUAGUUGGACAGCAGUGGCAGUAUAUAAGACGUCCUCAGUACAUAGUACCUUUUCUUCAACCAGGUCGUCUUGUUAAAAUUGUUGUUCAAUCCAUCUCGUAUGGAUGGGGAGCUGUGAUCAAUCUGAAAAAACGUCAACGUAAAGAUAGAUCAUCUACGCCUGAAUCAUUUUAUAUACUUGAUUGUUUAUUAUGCAACAAUCCAUCUAGAUCGGAUUCAGAUGAAUCUAGUUCUGAUGUACCUAGUGGAAAUCCAGUAGAUAACUUGGGAAUUACAAAUUCAGUAACUCCUACUGGUAGUGAUACAUUACCGAUGGCUGAGAUUAUACCUGUACGAUUGGAUUGUGUUGUUGGUAUUAGUGCUGUACGUUUAGUUGUUCCAAAUGAUCUUCGUUCAAAAGAGGCUAGACAAGGUGUUUUAAAUGCAAUAGAAAAGGUGAAAGUACGUAUGGGUGGUAGUUUGCCAGUUUUAGAUCCUAUUGCAGAUAUGCACAUUAGUGAUCCACGAUUUCUGGAAAUAAACGAGAAAGUUACUGCUUUUCAAGAGAGAUUACAGCAUCAUUGGCUUCAUGAUGACCCACGUCUUUCAGAACUUUCAAAAGUUUAUAGAAAGAAAGAGCAACUUCGCAAACGUAUCGAUGCUCUUACAGCUAAUUUGAAUAGUAAAGUUUCUUUAAUUCAACUGGAAGAACUAUCGGCUCGUAAACGUGUAUUAAGACGAUUAAAUUUCGUUUCCGAAUAUGAUGUAAUCGAAUUAAAGGGUUGUGUAGCCUGUGAAAUCACCUCAGCAGAUGAGUUAUUAUUAACAGAACUUUUAUUUGAUGGAGUAUUCAAUAGACUGUCAUCUGAACAUAUUGCAGCAUUACUUUCUUGUUUUGUAUUUGAGGAGAGAGCUUCUGAAAUGCCUAAAUUAACUAAAGAGUUAUCUGAUGCUUUGCGUACAUUACAAGAUACGGCCAGACGUAUUGCACGUAUUAGUAACGAAUGUCGUCUCCCAGUUGAUGAAGAUAAUUACGUCGAUUCAUUUAAACCUCAUUUAAUGGAUCUUGUUGAUGCAUGGACAAGAGGAGCAUCAUUUGCUAGCGUUUGUUCUAUGACAGACUUGUUCGAAGGCACAAUUAUUCGUACAUUAAGAUUACUUGAAGAGUUAUUACGUCAAAUGGCUAAUGCAGCUAGAACAAUUGGUAGCAAUGUUUUGGAAAAGAAAUUUGUUGAGGCUAUCGAAAAAAUCAAACGGGAUAUCGUUUUUGCAGCUAGUCUUUAUCUUUGA